AUGACUUUUGAACAAACAUUGCGACACACAGAAUGUUCAUCGUGCCAGCUGUUGUAUUUUGAACUCGUUUUCUUCCAGUGGAUCACCGACUAUCUGGAUUUAUUCAAGCCUUUAUGUGGCCCAAGUUCGCACUGCUGCCCUUCCUGUCAUCGUUCAUUCCAACAAAGAUACGGCCUUUCUCCUGUGCGCGCGCAGCACAUCGAAGACCAGGUUCUCAAGGGAAAUUGGAAACGCACGCGGCUUUGGAUAAAGGUUAUCAACGUCUGGAUAGGUAUCCUUCUAAAGCCAAGCGAAGGUGGAGAAGACGUGAACAGUUCACCGCGGAGCCUCUCCCUCUUACAUGUUGCAUUUGUGGGGAUAAAUGAAGUCGGUAGUCGCAUGGCGGCAGCUCCGAGGGAUUUCACCAAUGCCAGAACACAGUUUACUCAGCUUUCUGGAUAUCUUAUCGUCGUGAAGGAUGGAUUCGGUCGACAUCAAACCAGAAUUGUCUAUUGUCUCGCUGUCAACCAACAUUUUCUGCAACUUGCCAAAACGAUAUCCCGCUCUCUUUGUCGUCCCACGACCAACGUAUCCUUCUUUCAAGUUAUAUGCACCCUGGAAACUCCUGUCGGUGCUGUGACAGACGAGACGUUGACCAAUGUCGCCAAGAAAAGAACAAAUACACGCGACAUGUCAUACCGCCAUUCCCAGUCCGAUCUACAGGAUAUAAUGUCUCGUUUUUGGACCCCAACUACAAUGUCACCUUCCUCGCCUUCCUUCUUGACUGCCAGCAGCCAUACAGCUGAGAGUACCAGUGAGAAAUUCCAAUUCAAUCGUGCGAUAGGCAGUUUGACGUGGACAUCGAUACUGCAUCUAACUUUCCAUGGUGCAUCCACAGCCGUACCAUGCUAUUCUUGUCCUCGGGGUCGAAACCGGUCUCUAAAACUCACGGAGACAUCAAUCGCCUUCCUUGCGGAGAGUAAUCUCUCUGUCGGCCGUGCUCGUUUUACAUCCGACCACGCCAAUUCUGACCGCCAUAGGCACCGGCUGACGACGAACACCGAGGGUGGCAUUCCUCAUGAGGCAGAUAAAACUACUCCCGGAUGA
This is a messenger RNA of Guyanagaster necrorhizus, 1086 nucleotides long. RefSeq lists its product as uncharacterized. The record is from RefSeq and is a predicted model, not a curated record. The transcript has 7 exons. The coding region runs from base 1 to 1086 and encodes 361 amino acids. NCBI's taxonomy places the organism in Eukaryota, Fungi, Basidiomycota, Agaricomycetes, Agaricales, Physalacriaceae.